AGGAAAUCCAACAAUGCAAAGCAAUUCCAUAUAUGCCCUCGGAGGAUUGGCUGUCACUGUGAAUCGUCAUAGCAAUGGGCUGGAUACUGAGACUGCAAAAGCAGCAGAGGAGAGCGCUGAGUUCAUGAGCCCUUCUCAUUGGCUGACAGUUGUCAUGGAUACCAUCAUGUCUCUGAUGGAUGUCAAUUUCACUCCGAAAGGAAAUCUGAUUGGUCUUUGUCAACAGCGGUCAGUGGAUGAUCGUUUGCCAGCAAGCCUGCUAGCACAGGCAUCAGCUUCUGUUGCCCUGAGUCAGGUUGUACCUGCACUUAUCACACUGGACGUUGACAGAAUUUAUGUCAUCAUCAAUUUCCUCCUGUCAUGGUUGCCAGGACAAGGAGAUGUUCCAGAAUCCCCUGUUCUACAGUAUCAUGGUGGACUUGGAUUGGGAAUGUUCCUGUCACGUCUUUUAGAAGAACACUUUGCUGACAUCAGUGGAACUAAGGGUAUGUUACAAAUCUGGAAAAGUUUUGACAAGUUAGAAGAGUGUAGCCUUACAGCCGGCUUAGAGAACAGGUCAGGAGCCAUCUUAGGUCUGGGUAUGGCUGUCUGUGCGAUGUGUGAGGAAGGGAAAACAGAGAGUCGAGCUCAUAUUGUGUCUGUUUACGACAAAAUGCUGACCCUGUGUGACGACAUUGACCCCUUAGACAAUAUAUUCCAGUCGGUCAGUAUGUGCGUUGCUUGUAUUGCUGGAGCUGGAUUUAGUGGUAACAUUCUGACAGUGACCAGAGUGAACGCAGCUGUGGACAGACUGAUGACCAUUCACUCUGAUCAUCCUCAGGUGACUGGGGUAUGUCUGGCUCUAGGCAUGUUGUGUUAUAACCUCAAGAGGGCAGGACACCCUGGGAUAGGGGACAAGCGGAUGAAGCUGUUCACAUCCUGGAUGAAGGCCAUAUCAUCAGAGCAAACAGCCCCCAUGGAGAAGGUAGCCAUGUUGAAUGGACUGAUGGCUUUGAUUGGAUCAGAGAGAACACUUAUACCAGUCCAAAGUAGUGCUGUCAGUGGCAAUGACCUCAAUAUCGAUGAUGUCAUCAAGGUCGCAUCACAGAUCGUCACCAGUGGAAACGACUUGGGAAUUCAGAACAAUGCAGCAUGGAUGUUGGGGCAUCUGUAUUUGUCAGCAUGUGCUGUGGCCGAUACAAGGGCUAGUGUGCCUUCUACCUUUGGUUACCUGCCCGAGAAAAGUUUCCUGCGAGCUGUAGUUGACUUUGUGUCAGAGGCUGGCAAAGCAGGAGCAGAAACAAUACCAAAGAAGCAAGUUAAAGUGGCCUUGACUUCACUACAAGAGGAAGUGGAGCAAGCACUGCCCCCUAUCAACUGGGCAGGGUUGUUAACGCCAAUGAUGAGGAUGGGCUUUGGUGAUGAGGUGCGACAUCUCAGUUUAAAGUUAGCAGUGAAACAGAGUGGAUCUUCUCCAACAGCAGCCAUGUUCCUCACUACCUGGAUGACCUUGCCUUUGCUAAGCACGUUGGAUGAGACUUGUCAAGUUGUCUUGUAUGACGCCUUACCCCAUCUGAUUCGCUCCAUUGCACCGACAGCAAUCGGCUCUCUCUUGGGUGUAGGAUCCAGCGAACCAUACAUCGGCCUCGAUGGAGUCACAAAUCCAUCUCUACUGCAUGUCCUGACAGGACUGACCAAUGCACUGAAGGUCAAUGACCCACCCGAGGCAGUGACUGCUGUCCUCUACAAAGCAGUGGAAACAUUUCAUGCUAAACUGGCACCAUCAACAGAAGUACCGGUGCUGUGUGUGUUAGCUGAUUGUCUGGGUAAUCUGCCGGAUGAUCUGCUUGAUAAGAUAACGGGUGAGGAUUUUCUGUUCGAUAAGAAUCACUCUACCGGAUGUCUGAUACGCUGUUACCUUGUAGCCCAAGGGAAGCAACCCAUGGCAAUCCUCAACAGCUGUAUAGAUGCCACCUUCAACAGCAAAAGAUGCAACCAUUCCCUGAUAUCCAAGUUUCUUCAGCAUUGCUUCUAUCAAGUGACCCAGACAAGGUCAGAGUUCACAGGAGUUAUUCCAAGGUUACAGUGGCUUGUUGAGCUCUUGGGACAUGUCCGUAACAUAGCAACAGGGGCGACAACUUUGUCAGAUGACAUAACAGAAAAAACACAGGUGACAGAUUUGGCAGUAGACAUCAUUGCUGCAGUCUUGUGCCUGUGGAUGUCGACGUCUUCUGCGUGUGUUUUAGGCGUCACUCCACAAUUACUGGUUUGUCCUGAUACAUCAUCCUCAUUAGAAGAUUUUUGGUUACCAUGGAAAUCAAGUGUGUUUCCAAGACAGAUCUUACCUGCCUACAUCACAAGGAUCCAAUCGGAGCCCUGGGAUCAUGUUCUUCCAAAGGUCGUUGAUUGUUUGAUGACACUGUUGUCUCAACCAGACCACAUCAUUAGCAGCACAACCAGGUCAUCACUACAAGGUUCUCUGCAGAUUUUGAGACAUUCAACAACCUUCAGGACACCAACUGUUUGGACAGAGGUUUAUGAUGCUGUGCAAGUGAAAUAAAACUCUACACUCUCUAUAUACAAACUUUUGUUUGGAAAUAAUGGAGUCUUCAGUUAUUUUCUUUCUACCCAGGAAUGUGAUAAAACAAGAAAUAAAA
Molecule: messenger RNA, 2636 nt
Organism: Ylistrum balloti
Lineage: Eukaryota; Metazoa; Mollusca; Bivalvia; Pectinida; Pectinidae
Product: focadhesin-like
Exons: 17
Biological process (GO): regulation of post-transcriptional gene silencing
Source: RefSeq, a predicted model, not a curated record